Molecule: messenger RNA, 1597 nt
Organism: Phanerochaete carnosa HHB-10118-sp
Lineage: Eukaryota; Fungi; Basidiomycota; Agaricomycetes; Polyporales; Phanerochaetaceae
Exons: 5
Coding region: 28-1527 (499 amino acids)
Molecular function (GO): 4 iron, 4 sulfur cluster binding; FMN binding; NAD binding
Source: RefSeq, a predicted model, not a curated record
UCGACGACGCUUUCGAAAUCACUGACGAUGUUCAGAGCAUCGUCGUCGACGUCUCACAUAGCCCGCCCUUUCCGGGCAAAGCUGCGUCGAAGCUUUGCUACCGUCCAAGACACCCCCGUUCGUCGAUAUGGCGGUUUGAAGGACCAGGACCGUAUCUUCACAAAUGCAUACUGCAGGCAUGAUCAUGGGAUAAAGGGUGCUCAGUCCCGAGGAGACUGGCACAGGACAAAGGACAUCUUGCUCAAGGGUGACAGCUGGAUCAUUCAGACCAUUAAAGACUCUGGUUUGCGCGGCCGCGGAGGUGCCGGGUUUCCGAGCGGUCUUAAGUGGAGUUUCAUGAACAAGCCUGACUGGCAGAAGGAUCCCCGCCCACGCUACCUGGUCGUAAACGCAGACGAGGGAGAACCCGGCACCUGCAAGGACAGAGAGAUUUUGCGUGGUGACCCGCACAAGCUCGUUGAAGGCUGUCUCGUUGCCGGCCGGGCCAUGAACGCCAGCGCUGCAUACAUCUACAUCCGUGGUGAAUUCUACCAGGAAGCUUCGCACCUCCAGCAGGCGAUCAACGAGGCGUACAAGGCUGGCUUCCUCGGCAAGAACGCGUGCAAUUCUGGCUACGAUUUCGAUGUCUACCUCCACCGCGGAGCGGGUGCCUACAUCUGCGGUGAGGAGACCGCGCUCAUUGAAUCCCUCGAGGGCAAGCAGGGCAAGCCUCGCCUGAAGCCACCAUUCCCUGCCGACGUCGGUCUCUUUGGCUGCCCCACCACUGUCGCCAAUGUCGAGACCGUUGCUGUCGCUCCCACAAUUUGCCGUCGCGGCGCGCCUUGGUUCGCGGGCUUCGGCCGCGCGCGUAAUCAGGGUACCAAGCUUUUCUGCAUCAGUGGACAUGUCAACAACCCCUGUGUCGUCGAGGAGGAAAUGAGUAUCCCGCUUAAGGAUCUCGUUGAGAAGCACUGUGGUGGUGUCGUUGGUGGUUGGGACAACCUCCUGGGCAUUAUCCCUGGUGGUAGCUCUGUCCCUGUCCUUCCCAUCAAGAAGUGCGGUGAAGUUCUGAUGGAUUACGACUCCCUAAAGGACGCACAGUCCGGUCUCGGAACUGGCGCUGUCAUCGUCAUGAACAAGAGCACCGACAUUGUCGCUGCUAUUGCUCGUUUCGCACAUUUCUACAAGCACGAGUCAUGCGGACAGUGCACACCUUGCCGUGAAGGCACAACAUGGAUGAUGAACAUGAUGGAUCGCCUUGUCGAGGGUCGGGGCCACCAGCGCGAGAUUGACAUGCUCCUCGAGCUCACGAAACAGAUCGAGGGCCGUACAAUUUGCGCGUUGGGUGACGCCGCGGCGUGGCCUAUCCAAGGCCUCAUGCGCCACUUCCGCCCGGAGGUUGAGAAGCGCAUCGCUGCCUUCCGCGAUGCGAACGGCCCUGUGCUCUUUGGCGGCCGCCUGAAGAGCGAGACUGACCCGACGCUCGCACUUCCGGAUAACCUCGGCGCCAAUCUGCCCGAGGUCGCGCCUCCCUCUGCUCAGGCGUAGGCAUUGCUUGGGUAUAGAGUACACGUUUAACAUGAUGUCGACUAUCCUAUAUACCGCAGCAAAAUGUAAA